Molecule: messenger RNA, 536 nt
Organism: Saccostrea cuccullata (small rock oyster)
Lineage: Eukaryota; Metazoa; Mollusca; Bivalvia; Ostreida; Ostreidae
Exons: 5
Coding region: 70-438 (122 amino acids)
Source: RefSeq, a predicted model, not a curated record
UAUUCUGUUGAUCUUUAAAUUUGUAGAACACUUCGAACAGAGGUAAACUAGAGAAAAAAAAAUCGGAAAAUGAAUUUUUCUUACAUUUCAGUUUUAGUUUUCUUGGGACUUUCUGUAGUAUGCCACGGAGUAACAAAUCCCUGUCGCCAAAAGUUCGAAAAUGGUCUGGAGAAGUGUUUUGAUGAGGCUGUUGGAACACAAGUUGAUGUAAUUCAGACUCUUAUGGGCAAAAGUCCUGGAAGCACAGAUACUAUUUGCAGCAAAAAAAGCCAGAUUGUGUCGUGCGUGAAAAAUGUACUCAAUACUGUGACAUUGAGUGCCACAUGUAAAAAGGAGCUGCCAGAGAUUGCCAUGAUUUCCACCCUUGAAGCCCGCUUACAGACAUUGAUUGGAGUCGUCUGCACUGAAAGCACACUUCCGCGUGUUGUUAAUCAUUAAUCCAUCCUACGCAUUACCACUCCAAAAAAGAAAGAUCAGCAGUUGGAGACCGCAGGGAAAACAUGUUAAAAGAAAAUAAAUGUACAUAAAUAUAUUGA